This is a messenger RNA of Cydia splendana, 1005 nucleotides long. It is a transcript of the gene RabX6, whose product is annotated as ras-related protein Rab-30. The transcript is spliced from 3 exons. Gene Ontology annotation, cellular component: endosome. Lineage: Eukaryota; Metazoa; Arthropoda; Insecta; Lepidoptera; Tortricidae. The coding region runs from base 235 to 858 and encodes 207 amino acids. Gene Ontology annotation, molecular function: GTP binding; GTPase activity. Gene Ontology annotation, biological process: vesicle-mediated transport. The record is from RefSeq and is a predicted model, not a curated record.
AUGAUUGUUUAUUUAUUUAUUGAUUCUAAACGAUUGUAAUUUAAAAUGCUGUUACAAAUGCACCGCUGUGAACCAUUUUUCAACUAAUUUGUCCCGUGUAUUUCCGUAUAGGUGGCCAAUAAAAUAUACGCAGUGUCGACAAAUUUCACGUAUCAUUGAAGAUGAUCCGGUCUAAUCGUCUUAAUUAAUUAUACAAUUCAGUUUGUGUGUAACCUUGCCUACGCAAGAUCAGCCAUGGCUGUAGUUAAAACACCAGUUCUUAAAGUAAUAUUAUGUGGCGAAUACGGUGUUGGGAAGAGUUCUAUAUUUCGACGAUUUAUCAAUGACACCUUUGUUCCUAACGCAGACAGGAGAGCUACUUUGGGACUCGAUCAUUUUGAAAAAAAUUAUCAGGUUGGAGACAAAGAAAUCAAGUUACAGUUAUGGGAUACUGGAGGCAUGGAGAGAAUAGCAUCUGUUACGUCCAGCUACUAUAAAUUUGCGGAAGCUGCCAUCUUAGUGUUCUCCCUGGACAAUUCUUCAUCAUUCCAUGUACUGAGUCAGCACUUGCUGGAUAUUGUGACAUAUGCUGAAAACGCCAAAAUAUUUUUGUGUGGAAACAAAUCUGAUCUUGAAGGAACAUCUCCACAGGUUACUGAUGCGGACAUAGAAACAUUCUGUGAACAAUGUCACAAUCUCAUAAACACCACAUACAAGACAUCAUGUAAGAAUGGAAAAGGCAUUGAAGAAAUGUUUUCUGACAUUGCUUUACAAUUGGUGGAAUCAAACAGAUCGAGGAUUGAGUUGCAGACCUUAGAUCAUGAUAGCUUUAAGAUAUCAAACCCCGAACCACCUGAAGAUCCCAGCUGCAGUUGCUGAAGCUAUUAAACUUAAGCAUUUACUUACCACUUAAGUAAUUAUUCCCUGUUGUUUUCAAAUCUACAAAAUCACCUUAAUUACUUUUGCUUUGUGAAUUGACAGUGUAAUUUAUGUGUGUUUGUAUCCUGUAUAAUAUUUAGGUUCAUU